AUUCCAGAUUCAUCUAAUGCUAAAAUAUAUCUGGCUUCCGUGGAGGAACAAUUCAAAGCAACUUCUAAGGCACAUGCUAGUACUCUUAUUUUUGAAGAUGGUGACUACAAAAUAUGACGGGAAUAGCGGCAAUCGUGAGCACAUCAUGAUGAUGAACGACAUGGCCCGUAAGCUCAAGGGAUUAGACAUGGAGAUCAGUGAAGGUUUUCUGGUGCACUUUAUAAUGACUUCUCUUCCUGCAUCUUUUGAAGCUUUCAAGGUCAACUACAACACCCAGAAGGUCAAGUGGUCGAUGAAUGAGUUGAUUGCUAUGUGCGUACAAGAAAAAGAGCGUCUGAAGCUGGACAAACCUGAUGUGGCUUACCUCAUGACCGCUAAUCCAAAGAAGAGGAAGGGCAAUGUUGAUAAGAAGGAAGUUUCUAAAGUCCAGAAACGUGAUGCAAGUGCUUCUUCCAGCUCUAAGAACUCCAAAGGGAAGUCUUACUGCAAGUUCUGCCGCAAGGAAGGACAUAGACAGAAAGACUGCCAAGACUUUAAGGAGUGGCUGACGAAGAAAGGGAUUCCUUACAAUCCAGAAGCUGGAAAGAAACCGAAGAACACUUAAGCUGGGGAAUGGAACAGAACUAGCUGUCGAAGCCGUGGGAACCUUAGAAUUAAUAAUGAAAACUGGUUUAUGUAUUAAACUUUAUGAUACCUUAUAUAUUCCUGAGAUUACUCGGAAUUUAGUAUCAGGACCAAAGGGCGGAGGAGAUGGGGGGCUUCCUGGGCAAGUGCCCCGGCGAAUUUCCAGCGAAGUGCUACUACCUCCGUCCCACUCUUUUUGUCCAGUUUUGACUUUUGGAACUGUUCAUCUAAGCACUUUGACUCAUCAAAUUCUCUCAAUGUGUAAGUCUAAAAAUAGUCAUGUGUGAUCUUGUUUGAUUUGUCUUAACAUAUAGAUUAUUAAUAUAAAAUUUUUAUAAUU
This is a messenger RNA of Cuscuta campestris, 964 nucleotides long. The record is from the annotation of a GenBank genome assembly. NCBI's taxonomy places the organism in Eukaryota, Viridiplantae, Streptophyta, Magnoliopsida, Solanales, Convolvulaceae.